Messenger RNA from Suillus bovinus, 363 nucleotides. RefSeq lists its product as uncharacterized. The record is from RefSeq and is a predicted model, not a curated record. The annotation marks the transcript as partial. The transcript has a single exon. NCBI's taxonomy places the organism in Eukaryota, Fungi, Basidiomycota, Agaricomycetes, Boletales, Suillaceae.
UGUCAUCCUGGCUGUGUGUGUUGUAUUAUUAAACCUUCCUGUCUGUGCUGUGACUCGUGUCAUAUCGGCUCCUUCAUCCUUCCUGCGCCUACCACACACCCACCCAAGCAAACUCAAGCACCAAAUAGACUCAAGAUGUCUGAUUAUCAAAUGGGCCCUGGAGACUUUGCAUUGAGAGAUGAAUUGCGGGAGUGGCAAAGACAGCAGUUGAUAGAGAUUGGUGCAGGUGGCAACAACUUUUUUGGUGUGCAGCUGAUAAUGGCAGAUGAGAUUUUAAACCGCAUCAUUGAUUUAGCUUAUUUCUGCAAGAUUGACAGUGUUUCCUCAAUUCAUGAUCAAGCCAACUGGUGCUACUGUGACUGA